Molecule: messenger RNA, 2375 nt
Organism: Ilex paraguariensis (yerba mate)
Lineage: Eukaryota; Viridiplantae; Streptophyta; Magnoliopsida; Aquifoliales; Aquifoliaceae
Source: the annotation of a GenBank genome assembly
AUACAAUUCCACAAAAUCAAAUCUCCAGUAUUCUCACUCUACUUGCUCUCUCUCUCUCUCACACACACACAGAAAAAAAUUGGUUCUUUUCCAAGUUUCUCACUGAAAUUUAUCUGCUACAUAUUGGGAUUUUCAUUGGCUAUGAUACCAGCCCUUACAUUCAGGAGUGGACUGAAUAACAAGUAAAAUGGCUUUGACAUUCUUUAGAGGGAUACAAACCCACCCUUUUUUCAUAUACCCAUCUGCAUUCGUUGCAAGAAAAUAUGGUGUUUUGUAUUGCACAAUGAGUAGCACACAAACCCAAAGUGCAACCAAAGAAAACCAACAACAGCCUCAAUCCAGAAUUUCAACACAAACCCAAUCCAAAACAUCACUGGAUAAAGUUUUCAAAGAUUAUGAAGCUAUCAUUGGUAUAGAGACUCAUGUUCAACUUUCCACUCUCACCAAGGCCUUUUGUGGCUGCCCUUACAGUUAUGGGUCUCAACCAAACACCACUGUUUGUCCCACUUGCAUGGGUUUGCCUGGGGCAUUGCCAGUUUUGAACUCAAAGGUCAUAGAACAUGCAGUGAGGGUUGGCCUUGCACUUAAUUGCAAGUUGUCUUUCAAUUCGAAAUUCGAUAGGAAACAGUAUUUUUACCCUGACCUUCCAAAAGGGUACCAAAUAUCUCAAUUUGAUGUCCCAAUUGCAAGUGGUGGGUACUUAGAUGUAGAUCUCCCAGUAGAGUUUGGAGGUGGGCAUAGGAGAUUUGGCAUUACCAGGGUUCACAUGGAAGAGGAUGCUGGGAAGCUGCUUCAUACUGGCAAUGGGAGUUACUCACAGGUUGAUUUGAAUAGGGCAGGGGUGCCUUUGCUUGAGAUUGUUUCCGAACCUGAUAUGAGAACUGGUAUUGAAGCUGCUGAAUAUGCUGCAGAAUUGCAGAGAUUAGUUCGCUAUUUGGGAGUGAGUAAUGGGAAUAUGCAAGAAGGAUCGCUUCGUUGUGAUGUCAAUGUCUCAGUUCGGCCAAUUGGGCAGUUAGAGUUUGGUACAAAGGUUGAGAUAAAGAAUUUGAACUCAUUCUCAUCCGUAAAUAGGGCCAUUGACUUUGAAAUUUCAAGACAGGUGCUUCUCCAUAAUCAAGGCCAGAGUAAUCAAAUUGUACAGGAGACUCGACUCUGGGAAGAGGGUGCUCAGAAAACUGUUCCAAUGAGGAAAAAGGAAGGGCUCUCUGAUUAUCGUUAUUUCCCAGAGCCAGACCUCCCAGAAGUUACUCUUAGUAACAAAUAUGUUGAUGGAAUUCGUCGUUCUUUACCUGAACUUCCAGAAAUGAAGCGUCGAAGAUAUGAGACAAUGGGUCUAAGCAUUCAGGAUGUUCUUUUUCUUGCUAAUGACAUGAAUGUUGCAGAUUUUUUUGAUGCAACUAUUGGAAAUGGUGCUGAUGUCAAACUGGCUGCCAAUUGGAUAAUGGGUGAUGUUGCUGCCUAUAUGAAAAAUGAGAAGCUUUUAAUCACUGAGAUUAAACUUAGCCCUGAAGAGCUAGGUGAGCUUAUAGCUUCCAUUAAAGGUGGGACAAUCAGUGGAAAGAUUGGAAAAGAGAUACUAUUUGAGCUAAUGGCCAAAGGUGGAACUGUUGAGGGUCUGAUAAAAGAAAAGGAUUUGGUUCAGAUAGUAGACCCUCUUGAGAUUGAGAAAAUGGUGGAUAAAGUGCUUGCGGAGAAUCCAAAGCAGCUAGAACAAUACCGUGGAGGCAAAACAAAGCUCCAAGGUUUCUUUGCUGGCCAGGUAAUGAAAGAAUCAAAAGGCAAGGCAAAUCCUGUGCUUUUGAACAAGAUCCUUUCAGAGAAAUUAAAUGUCAAAAGCUGAUACUGUCAUAGUGGCAGACUGGUACUGUGCCAGUAAUUUGAUUUGCCUACAGUUCUUCUCCGAUGAAUUGGUUCUCCUGGGCUGUGCAUAUUAUCUACCAACGGUAAAUUUGCACCCUUUGGUGGACUUGGUCUGAACAGCAAUCUGCGGGGUUUUCUGAACGCGCGAGAAGAAAACCAGCUGGAGAGAUGGAUGUGUUGACCUAUUUUAACUUAGAUACACGAGCUGGUCAUAUUGGCUAUGGGGUUGAUUAAAGUUGACUCAUCGGAUACAAUAUUUGUAAAUUUCAUACAGAAAAUAAGCUAAUUGUAAUAACAGUUGGUGGUGUAUCUUCCAGAUGAGAAUACUUUUAUCCAAUUUACAGUAAUUAUUAGUGCUUCUAUCAUUCUUAUUUUUUUUUUCCAAUGUACAUUCUUGAUUAGCACACUUGCCAAAAAACAGGUUGGUUUAUAGUUGAGGUGUAGGCGUAGGUGUACGAAGGCAGUGUAUGAAAAGGAGAAUGAUUUUUUCUGGUAGCAGUGAAAAAAGAUGGAAG